Messenger RNA from Lolium rigidum, 597 nucleotides. RefSeq names its product DNA polymerase epsilon subunit 4-like. Gene Ontology annotation, cellular component: nucleus. Bases 1 to 597 code for a protein of 198 amino acids. The record is from RefSeq and is a predicted model, not a curated record. The transcript has a single exon. NCBI's taxonomy places the organism in Eukaryota, Viridiplantae, Streptophyta, Magnoliopsida, Poales, Poaceae. Gene Ontology annotation, biological process: regulation of DNA-templated transcription. Gene Ontology annotation, molecular function: protein heterodimerization activity.
AUGCCUACCGCCGCCGCCGACGAGCACGCCGAGGCGAUGGAGCAAGUUGGAGGGGAGGAGCGGGCGGAGGCCGACGCGGAGGCCCCAGCGGAAGAGGGGGCAGCGGCCAGCGAUGAAGCGCACAUAGAGGCAACGGAGCAAGUUGAAGAGGAGGCCCAAUCGGACAUGGAGGAGGUCCAAGCGGAGGCAGAGGAGGAGGUCCAGGCGGGGGCGGCGGAGGCGGAAGUGCUGAGCACGGUGCUCCCGCUGGGGAGGGUGAAGAAGAUCAUGCGGCUCGACCGCGACAUCAAGAAGGUGACCGGCGAGGCGUCGCUGCUCAUCGCCGCGGCCACCGAGCUCUUCCUCGGCUCCCUCGCCGCCGGCGCCCACACGGCCGCCACCCAGCGUGGCCGGCGGGGGUUGCGCGCCGCGGACGUCCGGGCCGCCGCCCGCGCGCACCGCCCCACUGCCGACUUCCUCCUCGACUGCCUCUCCACCGCCGAGGAGGCGCCUCGCGCCGCCCGCUCCGGAUCUGAUGCCGCCGCCCCAGCAGCAGCACCCAAGCCGCUGCCGCGUGGGACCCGCCGCAUCGACGGAUUCUUCCAGAAGGUCACUUAG